AUGGAUCUUCUAGGUGUGCAAACGUUAGGGGAAGAGUACGUCAAGUUAUUCGAGAUCCAAUCGAAUCGCCGUGUUCCAUCAUUCGGAGCAAGGUUAUUGUUUGUUUUUCUCCACGCCAUCGCUCCUAUCUUGUCACAGUUGGCAUUGCAGAGAGCAGAACGCCUCUUGGUUCAUCCUUCUACUUCCCACUUCAUGGGUGUUCCGCUGAGGAACAAUGAAAAAGCAAGGAGAAGUUUUCUGAGUUUGAUCGAGUGGAUAAGAUCCAUCGGAAUACCUCAGUUACAUCGCGUUCAUGUAGCUUUUUUCUAUAUUUUUGGCGUGUACUACAACGUAUCUCGUAGAGUUGCAGGAAUUCAGUAUCGAUCGCUUAGCCCACAAACAGACAUCAAGGCGCUGAAAAUCUACAGAUUUCUUGGUUAUUUAACUCUUGCCCAAACCGUACUAAGUCUCAUUUUAUGGGUAGUCCCUGUUAUGAGGGAAAACGGUAACAAACCACGAUAUAUGCAGAAAUGUCAUUCAGGAAAAGCGGAAAAGGAGGAAGUGCUUGAAAUGGAUGACGAUGUUAGCUUUCCUCAUUCAUGGUUCCGAUGCUCCGUUUGCCUAGAGCAACGAUCCCCAUCUACUACUUCCUGUGGCCAUCUUUUCUGUUGGAGGUGCAUACAG
Messenger RNA from Strongylus vulgaris, 663 nucleotides. NCBI's taxonomy places the organism in Eukaryota, Metazoa, Nematoda, Chromadorea, Rhabditida, Strongylidae. The record is from the annotation of a GenBank genome assembly.